GCCAUGGAGAAAUGGCCAAUCAGAUCGCUUCGUGGACUCAAGACGUGUUGGGAUUGGUUCAUUUCAAACGUGGGUUGAAUGCAGCACCAGGACACGACGGCGUUUGGUCUGGCGGCAGUGCCUCCCAGUAGCGAUCCCCACCGACUCCUGAGCUAUGUGCUCAGCAUCAUGCCUCAGUACACGUCCAUGGAACUGAGUUCCACGCACUUUCGUCUGUACAACCAACACUUGCGCCGGGAACUGGACCAAGUCCGCCAAUCGCUCGAGUUCAUGCAAGAACGCGCGCACGACGAAGAGGAGAAGCGGAUGUUUGUGGAAAAGUACGCAAGCGAAGUCGUCAAGGAACGCAACGAGUUGCUCCACCACAAAGGCAAGAAGACACAUAAGCUGUGGCACAACUGCUGUCGAAAGCACGCGUCGUACGACUUGGACGUGACGCCGUCCAUCACGUCGCUCCGCGGCGAGAAGCUCACGGAAAUGACCCUCCAGCUUAAACAGAAUGUGCAAGCGCUGCACGAAAAGGAUCGUCUACUUCAAACAGCCCAGCAUGUGGCCCACACCAAGCAGAUCGAGCUCGAUGCGCACAUGUCUAGCUGUCGGAAGGAGCGGGACCAUUUACAUGAGUAUAUUGCUCAGAUCUCAGGCCUGCAUACCGCCCAAGAGCGGCAGCUGUACGAGGCGCAGAGCCAACUGGCGGUCGAAGUACAAGCCAACGAGAAGAGCCAUCGGGAGAUAGACGACCUGCACCAGCGGCUGGACGAGCUCGAAGCACUCGUGGAGAACCAGCGCAAUGAGCUCGCGGAAAAAGACUGCCAAGUGGACCAGUUGAAGCAGUUGGUCAAGAAUGCGGCGGCGGUGGAGCGCCAGCUACAAGAGGAGUGCCGACGUCUAGCACAGCCCGGCCGCGAUGCGGAAAUUGAGGCAUUGCAGAGUCAAGUCGAAGCGUUGCAAACAGCCGACGUGCAGCAGCUCACGCGCAAGUAUACCAAGCACAUUCAGUUGCUUCAAGAUCAGCUGGACAAACAAAGCCGCACAAUUGAUCGGCUGGAGCAAGAACUCCAUCAUUUCCGCCCCAUGACGCUGGACGACAUGACCGACUCACACAACGCCCCAUCGCUCGCGUCUUCGUGGCACGACAGCUUCGGGACGAUGUCGCGAAGGUCUUCCAUCGCCGCUGACUUGCCGCCGGAUCCAUCUGUCUUGUUGCACGAAUCGCAUGAACCGAGUCGCUCUAGCAGCACUCCAAACGACAGCGAAUGCUUUCAUCCCACGACCGACUCGAGCGAUGACGGUCGGAUCGAUCGAGAUGGCAUUUUGAAGCAGCUGCAGCUCCUGGUAGAAGAGUCGGACCGCCGACGGAAAGCCGAAGAAGCACAAGCUCGACUGGACCAAGACGUCCUCGGACAUGUGCGGCGGCGGGUCCAAGCAUUCACCGCGCCGUCAUGACUCCAUUUCUAGACCGCUUCAGUUCACCCUGGAAUAAACGAACGGUGCAAACGCA
Messenger RNA from Aphanomyces invadans, 1501 nucleotides. RefSeq lists its product as hypothetical. The coding region runs from base 79 to 1446 and encodes 455 amino acids. The transcript has 3 exons. The record is from RefSeq and is a predicted model, not a curated record. NCBI's taxonomy places the organism in Eukaryota, Oomycota, Saprolegniomycetes, Saprolegniales, Verrucalvaceae.